This is a messenger RNA of Phanerochaete carnosa HHB-10118-sp, 763 nucleotides long. RefSeq lists its product as uncharacterized. NCBI's taxonomy places the organism in Eukaryota, Fungi, Basidiomycota, Agaricomycetes, Polyporales, Phanerochaetaceae. The coding region runs from base 36 to 677 and encodes 213 amino acids. The transcript has 8 exons. The record is from RefSeq and is a predicted model, not a curated record.
UCCACUGCCACGGUUAACGAAUCGGAGACGAUACGAUGUCUAACAACGCACAUAUUCUUGCGCACCCCGUCGUCAACGCUCGCCUGUCGAAACUGCGCGAGUUAAGCACUUCAUCCAAAGAGUUCCGCGAGGGCAUCCAUGAUAUCAGCUUGCUGUUAGGAUUUGAAGCCAGCAGAGACCUCGAGGAGGAGACAUACAAAGGGCACACUCCAGUCGGUCCUUUUACGGGUUCGGUUAUCAAGCCCAGAAUAGCCCUCACGCCCGUAUUGCGUGCUGGUCUGGGGAUGACAGAUGCGUUGCUAACGUUGUUCCCUGCUGCAUCUGUCUACCACCUGGGUAUCUUCCGCGAGAAAGUAUCGUUGCAACCGGUCGAGUACUACUCUAAACUUCCACCUAAUCCCGAGGUUGACCAGGUCUUCCUCCUGGACCCUCUGAUUGCGACCGGAGGCACAGCUAUCGCUGCGCUUAACAUGAUCUUGGACUGGGGUGUUCCGGUGACCAAGAUCAAAUUGCUCUGCGUGCUUGCAUCACAAGACGGACUUGCAAACGUGCAGAAGGAUUUCCCUGGCCUGGAGAUCUGGGCAGCGGCAGUCGAUCCGCUACUGACUACAGAUGGUCUUAUUGCGCCUGGAUUGGGCGACACUGGCGACCGCCUCUACAGUACGUUGAAGCCUUGAGGUUUUGUAGCAUUAUACCCUCUUGCUUCGCCAUACAAUUGUACAGUAAUGGCCAUGGGAAUUAGAACUUCGUAUGGUGCAAUCUC